Molecule: messenger RNA, 8190 nt
Organism: Cylas formicarius (sweet potato weevil)
Lineage: Eukaryota; Metazoa; Arthropoda; Insecta; Coleoptera; Brentidae
Gene: Ipk1
Product: inositol-pentakisphosphate 2-kinase
Exons: 7
Coding region: 178-1518 (446 amino acids)
Biological process (GO): inositol phosphate biosynthetic process
Cellular component (GO): nucleus
Molecular function (GO): inositol-1,3,4,5,6-pentakisphosphate 2-kinase activity; ATP binding
Source: RefSeq, a predicted model, not a curated record
UUGACGUACCAAAAUUUGAACUACCUCGGGAGCAUUUCUCAGGGUCGUUGACCGGUUUACCAAUUUCGGUAAAACAAGAAAAAUAGAAAUUUACAAUGUUAUUUGCUUGACAAUGAUCGCGUUUCUCUCGUGUGGCUGCAGUGUUACUAAUUGGGCUUGAUCGUUCGAGACGCUAAAAUGAUCCUCAGCCAUGGACCGGUUAUCGAAAAGUUCGAAAUACCCGACGAGUGGAGAUAUCGGGGCGAAGGAAACUGUAACGUGGUGCUCUGUUUGCCGAAAACUCGAAAGAUAUUGCGGAUCCGUAAAUCUGACAAGCCCAAAUCGAUCAUUGGCUGGAUUUUUGUGUUGAUUAGCGAUUUUCUGUUUUGGUACUGCGGGAUAGGUUUUAAGGACGAGUUAAGGGAUGUUAAUUUCUAUUCUAACAUUAUGAGACCACUUUUUGGUCAGUUUUAUACGUCGCCGGCAAAUCAAGUAGUUUUGACACCCAAACAAAUAAAAAUAUUAAAUUACGAACUAAGAAAAGUGAGACCAGAAUAUCGCCAUCACAAAACCCUUCAAUAUGGCCGGGCGGCAAUUUUUGAUGAUUUUGCAGUUUUGCCUAUGGAAAAAUUUCACAACUUACAUGCAGAAUUUGAAUCGGAAACCUUUUCUGUCGAAAUAAAACCCAAGCAGGGGUGGAGGCCGCGAGAAGAACGGGAGCAUCCCAAGUGCCUUUUUUGCAUGCAGCAGUACUUAAAGCUUGAGAAAAGGCAAAUUCAACAGGUAACUGGUUAUUGUCCUGAAGAUCUAUUUUCUGGAGAUCAGAGUCGAAUGGUAAAGGCCCUAAAACAUCUCUUCGAAGCUCCCCAAAACAAUUUUCGCAUAUUCAAAAACGGGUUCUUGGUUUACGGAAAUAAUAUGGAUAGUCGCAACGUUCUUCGGGAGAUAUUUGAAAACAACUUAACAAGUUUCGACACGUUGCUCGACGAGUUUUGCGUCUUUUUGUACGCCUGCUUGACGGCCGAUUUUUCCGAGAAUGUCGAAAACGGUUGCCCCAUUUGUGUCGGACGUGUUAACCGCGAUGUAACGUCGCCACUACCCAAAGGCUGUGUCUUAGAUAAAAUUUUAUCCGUACAAUUGCUAGAUGUGGAAGGUAACCGGAGUACGUACGAAACAUACUCGAAAUUGAGCAAUCUGGACGAGUGGAGUUUCGUUGAGAAAUUGUCGGAGGAACGGAAACGGAAAGGGGGCUGCGUGAAAUGCCUUAUCGAACAUAACAAACACGGCGACUUUGUUUUCGUUCCCUAUUUGCUAUCGGCGAUUGCGAAAGAUUGCUCUUUGAUGAUCACGUUUAAGAAACUUGCGAGAUAUUCCAGUCAUGGGAGCGUGAAACACGUGUUUAGGACGAAAUACGGCGAGUUUUUGGUCAAUAUCGGCGUGUUUGAUUUGUACCCCAAGCCGUUGUCGACAAUUGCGAAGCACUACAGGAGGAAUAUCGAGAUCGUGCAGGCGUUUGGCAGAGCGCAGAAAGUGAACUGAUCCGAAUUCCUCUCGAAAUGGCAACGACGCAGAUUACGGUAAUCUGUGAUAAUGUCUUUGUAAAUUUCUUUACAAAACAUCUCCAUUUGUUACUAUUUACAAAUCUUCUGGAUUGCUCCUGCGUCGGAUAACUCGAACUUGCUGACGUUUCGCCUGUCAUCCUGUUGGCUUCCUCGAAGCUUAACUGAAAUUGGCUCACAUUCUAGUGUGUACCUGUUUAAGGCGGGUAGAGCUAAAGGAGGGGUAUGAAAAUUGGCUCAGAUGCCUGGUUCUUUACAGAUUUUUAUGGAUCUAUGAUUUUUCUUUCACAGAGCAAUUGAAUUCAGAAAUUUUAGUGUCAAUAAGAUUUUAUGUGCGGUUUCAUGAUUGCAUUCGGCAACUGCUGAUUAGUUUAUUUAUCGUAGUCUUGAAUCUUUUUCAAGUUCUUUUAAUCUAGUUGAUUUUUUCAUCCUGUUUCUCCAAGGUAUUCUUUUCUCACACGGAAUUUUGUCUUUGAUGGAUUGAAGAUGUUGAGAGAUUUUUGGACAAGUGGUAAAUCUGGUCUUAACAUUAUAUUAUCUUUGGGAUGUGGUCAGUGAUGUUUUCAAUGUAAGGAAGGACCACAGUGGCAUCUGUGAGAUUACCUUCGGACUCAUUUUCUUUGGGAGGUUAUGGUGAAUGCUUUAUUUGUGAAUUAUUUGAGAGAAGAACAGAUGUUGGUUGUUUUCAUUCUAGCUUCAGUGAUUCGGGUUGAGAUAGUUUUACGACACUGUAAACAAACAUUGCUCCCUCUAGUAAUUGGUAUACUAGAGAUACUAAUACACUUCACCCCAACCUCCCAAAGAAAAUUACUCUGAAGACAACUCCACACUUGCCACUGUGGUCUUUCCUUUCAUUCAGAACAUAACCGACCACAUAUCAAAUAUAACGUUAAUACCGGAUUUGACACUUAUGCAUCAAUUUCGCAUGAAACACCAGAAGUGUACAGAAUUCCAUCUUUAUAUUGGAGAAACAGGACGAAAAAUAUCAACUAGGCUAAAGAACAUGAAACAGCCGAAAGACUACGACAAAUAAACUCUUCAACAGUUGCCGAACAUAAUCGUGGGGUACAUCAUAUCUAUUAGUCCAAACUAAAAUUCUUCCAUGUAAUUAAUUCUUAAGUCAAAUAAAAAAUUCGAGAUUUCAUAGAAAUAUUUAAUCAACCAACCAAUCUUAACCGCGACUGUCGGAUAUUUACCUUUCACCUAUAUGGGAAUCAGUAAUCCGAAACAAUGUUCAUGUCAUAUAAGCAGGUACAGAGUAGAAUGCAAACUUGAUGAUUGGCGAAACGUCGGCAAGUUUUAUUAAUUUACAACCAACUCAGGAAGAAUCUAGAUGUAGAGUAUUAGAAUAGCCUGUGCCAGUUUCUUUGAAAAAUUCUCUAUUUAUUCUGCAAUUUCCAGUAUUCGGAUUUUAUUACACCAAAUUCCGCAAUUGAAAACUCAUUCAAUUUACAGAGCACCCGCCUUAAAUUAUUUAUUGUAGAUUAAGCCCUGUAUACACUAUCCAAUUUCCACAUGUAUUCCUGCAUGUAUUUUUACCGGAUAAAAAUUACCGUUAAAAAUGCAUACACACAUUGCAAUUUUUGCAAUGAAAUGGGAUUGAUUAUUCUGGCGGAAUUUUGUUUUUUAAAUUUUGAUACAGUAGGCGAUACUUUUUAGUGUUUGUUUGUGUUACAUGUUCCAACGAAUAUAAUGACUCGGAUAAUCCAUAAUGCCAGUAUUACAAAAGAGAGAAUUGAGGAUGUUUAUUUGAAGCCCGGAUUAAAAUCCAAUAUUUACGAAUUACAUAUAUUAAUUUAUGUAUUCUAUAAAACUAAAUUUUUGGCAAUUCUCUUAUAUUUUGGCCUAGUUUAUUGGCUUGUUUUCUGAUAUUUUUUAAUUUUCUUGAUCAAAUUUUGCAGAACCCACAGUUUUUUAUAAUCAGAUUAUUCGCGACCAAGGAAUGAGCCUUCUAUUUAUAGGAGGGUCUACAGUUACUUCUUGAACAUUUUUUCCAGCUAGAAUUUUCCUGUGUGAUAUUUAGUCUCCCAUGUAGUUUUAUUUACGCUUUUAAGAGUAAUAUUGCGUGAUUUCGACUUUGUUUAUAUUUUGUGGAGAUUAAACCUAUAAGUUUAUAAAAAUAAACGGUUUGCGCCAACAUGCAGAAAUUGCGUCGUGUCUACUGGGCUCUAAUGGUAUAAGCAAAUAAUAUGUAAGAACAUAUUGGUACAAAAAGCAUGUUGGUAUGUAUUUAAAAUAAUACCAAAAAUCAAGUAAUAGGAAACCUGGAUUUUAUUGGCUCAAAUUGUGCAAUCAAUUCAAUUCAAUCUGCAAAUUAUUUGACAAUUUCAACACCUUUAUCGCAUUCUAUAUGCCUAUAUGUAUUAUUGCCCAUGUUUUUUAAUCCUCAAAUGCAGUUUAAUUUUUUUUUGUUGAUUAGGUAAUUCUUAUGGCGGUUUUACAUCAAACUGAAAAAACAACGCCAGUUGAAAAAAAAAAACACAAAACCGCAACUUUUUGAAGGUUUUUAUUUAUUUUUUCAAUAAAAUUCACUAAAACACAGUACAUGAUAAAACAAAAUACAAAAUUUCCUUCACUCAUGUUACUUAUCUUGCCUUAGCAAUCAUUCAGCCAUUCUCCCAGUUAAUCUGAAAAAACUCUUAAGGAGUAUAUUGCUUUAUUGAAUAACAUUUUAUUAAGUUACAUUGGAUUUCAUUGGUGGUAAGUCUAAUAGAGUCGGUCAAAUAAUUAUAAAUUUUAGGUAUUUAGGUAUUAUGUAGCGGCUUCUCACGGUAUAACUCAACUCAUGCUAUGGAACUUGCAAGUUAUUUGGUGAUCUACCAAUAUAACUGUGAGCUUUAGCAGAUGUAAAAAAGUUUUGUCAAUUUUUUCUUACAUAAGGAGCACAAUGCAAAACAUAUUAUGACAUUACAGCUCCCUAAAAAGACCUCAAUAGGAAAAUGUACUCUUUAAAUGUUAUUGAUAAUGUAAUUAUAAUAAAAGGAUAACAUAACUUCACUGCAGAAUUUCUUAGUUUCCACAAUAUGAAAGAGUACCUAAUCAUUUUGUUAGUAACUGAUUUGAUAUGACUUUUCUAAGAUGGUUUAAAGUCUAAGAUUAUGUCCAAAAUUUUACUACCUUAUUUUAGUCAUAUUCAAAACUAGGUCAUUCUCAUCGCUGAAGGACUGCUUCUUCCUUGCACAAUAAGAUGUGGAACCACUUAACUGAUGAAUAUCAGAAGUUAUCACAACAAGAGUCAUAUCAUCUGCAAAUAGCUUGCCAAUUGUGAACAUUCUUAUUCUUGAGUCUUUCAGGGUUUUUUUCCUGUAGCUCUGAGGAAGGUACUGUAAGGCCAAUAUGUAAAAAGAACGACACAGAAAGGCACACAAGCAUUUAAAAAGGUUAAUUAUGAAAUAUUAAAGCGGAAAAUUAUUAAAUGUGGAGUAAAGUGUCUGCCUUAUAGUUGGCUAUCCUCAAAUUUUGAGAGAUGAAUGGAGAAAGGGGGGCGCCUUGAAUUCCACUCAGAUUGGCAUGUAGUUGAAAGGUGGCAUAUCACAUAGCAGCUCCCCGGGUUUUAGCCUUACCCUCAAAAUUUUUAGACUUAUCCCAGUCUCCACUAGACUCUUGGAUAUGUGACUCCAUUUCAUAAUUACUUUGUAAGUUAUCUAAUCUCUAGCGUUGGGAUCAUUCAUUUGAAGGUCAAAAUUAAAAUUAAAAUCCCCACAUAUUAUAGUUUUUUAUCUGAAAAAAAUUAUCUAAAAAUAAGUUAAGACCUUGAAAAUAUUAGUGUUUGCUGAGGGAGUACGAUAGAAAUAAGAAAUCAGUAAGAGUCUACCUUUAUUUGUGAAGCACAAUUCACAAGAAGCAUAUUCCAAUACUGAAUCAAUUCUUUCAACAGAACUGCGAAUAUUUCUUUCCUUCAAGUCGUCUCUUUUCGGUUUGGUGUAAACUCGCCUUUAAAAACUACCAAAUCUGCUUUCAUAAAAAAAUUCAAACCUAAAAGUCAUUGAUAAAAUUGAAACCAGAGAUACGGGAGGUGAUUGCAAUAAACAAUUUUAUAUAAACAUAUGUCCGAUUUUUUACUGCUUUCGCGUUAUUUUGAAUUUUGUUGAAAUUUUUUGAGUUUUUAUAUUUUUGCCGGGAAUCAGUUUUUUUGCGACGGGUUUGUUUAUUAUUGUUGCGCCUAAUAUUGUAAUAGUUGUUACAAGGAGAUCGUGGCUGAAGUGUAAUGGUUAUAAUUUGUUAAGCGAAACAUAUAUGACUGCAGUUUUUUACCAUAUUUAUUUUUUUAACUAUGACUUACAUGCUUGAGUAAACGUAACUGCAAAAUAACUUGACUAUUGUAGUUAACAAUUAUUAAGAGAAUUUAUACGGUAUGAAAGAUAUUUUUAUGGGUUGUAGGAUCUUGCAGUCAACAAAAACCCACUUUUCAAUUUGCAGAGGUUUCGAAAUAUAUUAUUUCGUCUUCAAGGUUCUAUAACAAUACAAUAUUUGAAUUUGGACUUGAUAAAAAAAAGAGAAGAAAAUUGAAAUUUCGGCAUAAAUGUUCACACAAGAGGAUAAUAUCACCCUACUUUUUUUCUUUUGAACAAAUAACGCCGGCCACAAUUAAAAACAACCAGCACCAAAAAUAAAAAUAAAUACAAAGAUUCAGAAAACCCGAAAACUAUGGAACAUGUGUUUGUACUUUUUUGAGAGGUUUUAAGGGAAAAGUUUGUUUGCUUAUAAUCCAUAUCGCUAAACAAAAAAUAUUAAAAAAAAAUAUCGUAAAUAUUAAUUUAACGAUUAUUUAAUUAAAAUGUAAACGGGAUUUUUUUGAAAUAACUUCAGCCUUGGUUAAUAAUGUUGAAUUAGAAAAAGAAAUACAAAAUUUCUACCAACCCACUCUAACACACAUUCUGCAACGUCGUAUAAAAUUACGUUCACGUCGUCUAGAACACCUUUUUUCAAUUACAUAUUUCGAUUACGCAUAUCAAUUUUUAAACUUUGAAAGUUGAUUUCGCUCCGACAUUUGAUUCUGUAUAAUUUAGGCCUCCUAAAUUUAAAUCAUUAAGAGAAUUAAUAAGUGAAAAUCUCGCUUGAUUUAAAUAUUAUUUUCAUUAGUACAAGAACAAAAACCGAAUUAAAAAAUCUAAAUUAAAUAUCAAAAUCCUAAAUAAUAGUUAAAACCAUUUAUUUUUGAAAGAUCUCUGCCUAUUGGCCGAAAAACUUCGUUUAGUAUGUAUUUAAUGACCAGCAUUGCAACGUUCCAUCGACUUUGAUAUCUACGUUCCAUUUCUUUUAUAUCUUGGUGGAAUAUCUCACCUUGCUCGUCACUGACGGCACCAAGAUUUUAGUCCAGAAAAUAGUCCAAAUGUAAGUGUAAAAAGUGUAAUUUUAUUCUCAUAUUGCAUCUCAAAUACCUACAACAAUUCCUUCCUUUAAUUUUGUAUUUGGGUAAUUAUGCACGUAUUUAAAUCAUGCUCCAUCUUUAUUUAAAGCUUACAUACCUUACAAACAGUAUGUGGUUCCUCAGGUUUGUCUUGAUCGUCAAUUUUUACUUUAAAAUUGCGUUUUUUAAAAAGUGGUGUAAUUUUACGUAUAAAAUUCUUGAACACAAAAAAACCACACACAUAGCAAAAUGUAUCUGGAACAUUUGUUGCGUGAUAGUAGCAAAAAAACAUUUUCAAUUAGUCCCUAUUUAUAAUUUAUGUUUCGUUUAAUAAGUGAUAAACAACACCAUCGCAAAAAAUCGUAUUACCUGCAAAAAUAAAAAGAUUGGAAGAAUUCAACAAAAUUGGCGAUAAUUCGAAGACAUAAUAAUUUGACAGAUAUUAUUUUUUGUUGCAAAUCCCCUCCCCUAUCUCGUGUUUCAAUUUUCUGUCAAACAGAAACAAGUAAAGCACAACCUAUAAAAUUAGACUAAUAUUGUUUUUCGACUUUAAUAGGUUUGGGGUUCCCGAAGCACAAAUUUUAAGGUGUAAUUCUUAUCCAUUGCAUUAGGAAAUAUCCAUGGCAUGUGAAAAAACUUACCAAGUUUUGUGUAAGCAGAACAGUGAAUUCAAGAAAAUAAGUUAAAGGUUGAAUUUUGCUCUAAAUGAAAUGAUAAAAUUAUCUUUAUAAAAAUAUCUCUUAUUAAAAGUUUCCAUGAAUCUCUGGGGACUCACUCCUUAAAAUUUGUACUCUCACCGUAUACCGUGAUGCUAGAUCAUUAACAUUGCACUUUUUAUGUGAAUAUGUUGCACUUGUGUGUUACUGUUUAGCUGAUUUUAAAGAUAUAAGAUUAACAAAGAUUAAAUAAUAAUCUGUUGUUAGGGAAGUGGCCAAAUGGUGCACAGUAGAUAUGUAGUCACAAAGGCAAAAUGUAGAACAGCCAAUGGUUUAGGUCAUUGGUAUUGUAACCACAAGCGCCCAACAAUAUGUUUUUCUUUAAAAAGCGGCUAUAGCUACUGCAAUACCCACUUUUCGAUCAGCUCGCCACAACAACGUAACAAAAAUAAAAAAAAACCAUAGAACUUAUAACUUUAAAAGUUGAGUUGAAAAAUUAAAUUUCCAAGACCCCUGAUCCAUUUGGGAGAAGCUCUUUGCGCUAAAUCCACUCAACACAGUUUUUUAAGUCUUUUAAUCCGUUUGGAUUUAUGUAAUGUUUCAUGUAGCGAAUUAACUAGUCAAAUUAAAUAGAUUGUUUAAUUAA